AUGAACUUUGAAGAGAACAUUGCAACAUAUUUCGGGUCAACGCAAUAUCCUCAAUGGAGCGUAAUGGGAAUUUUGCAGUAUUUGGCCGAGUAUAUGGAUUACACAAGCAAUAGCAAAGAAGAAAUCAGCAAAGUUCUCGCAAAACAUCUGCUUCAUAUAUCUGUUGGCAUUAAUUUCAAGAAAUCUGCAAAGAAUAAGGCUAAGAAGCUUUAUGCAGCAUUGGAUACAACAUUAUCUCGUGCAGAGAUAAUACAAUUCUUUGAUGAGCAAGAUGUUAGGUUCUACAAGAAACUUUACAAGAUCAAUGUUGAAAAGAGUGUAAUCAAGGACAAAAUAUUUGUUGUAAAAGCAGAGAGCACAAGGUUUUUUGGCAAAUCAGAGCCUGUAAUUGAGUCAAAUAAUCACCCAACAGUUCCUGAAGAACUCAAUCUGCAAGUCCUUGAGAAGGAUAAUGAUAUAGUUUUGGAUGACAAUAGUGAUGAGUUUGAAGAUGAUGACUAG
Messenger RNA from Paraglomus brasilianum, 501 nucleotides. The record is from the annotation of a GenBank genome assembly. Lineage: Eukaryota; Fungi; Glomeromycota; Glomeromycetes; Paraglomerales; Paraglomeraceae.